AUGGGAGGCAGCUGGAUUAAUGAGCUCCCGAACGUGUUGUGGGCCCUCCGCACGACAUCGAAGGAGGGGACCGGUCUGACCCCAUUCCACCUAGUGUAUGGUGGUAAAGCGGUCGUCCCCGUCGAAGUCGGAUUAGAGUCCGAUCGGGUGCAGCAUUAUGAUGAAGGUAACGCCGAGCGGAGGCUUUUGGAGCUAGACUUGAUGGAUGAAGCGCGUGCCAAAGCGGCUGUUCGACUGAUGGCGUAUCGACAGUGGAUGCAGCAAACCUACAACCGGAGGGUGAUCCUGAGGUCCUUCCAGGUCGGCGACCUCGCUUGGAAGAAAGUCAGGCCAGUCGGGGAUGUCACCAAGCACAAAGCCCCAUGGGCAAGGCCUUUCAAGGUCAUGGAAAAGCUCCGCUCGGACGCUUAUUAUCUAGAGGACGAGACGGGAAGGCGGCUCGAACAACCAUGGAGCGCAAACCAUCUCCAACCCUAUCGGGCCGGAUGA
Messenger RNA from Zingiber officinale, 489 nucleotides. RefSeq lists its product as uncharacterized. Lineage: Eukaryota; Viridiplantae; Streptophyta; Magnoliopsida; Zingiberales; Zingiberaceae. The coding region runs from base 1 to 489 and encodes 162 amino acids. The transcript has a single exon. The record is from RefSeq and is a predicted model, not a curated record. Gene Ontology annotation, molecular function: nucleic acid binding.